Closterium sp. Naga37s-1 is the source of this 490-nucleotide messenger RNA. The record is from the annotation of a GenBank genome assembly. NCBI's taxonomy places the organism in Eukaryota, Viridiplantae, Streptophyta, Zygnematophyceae, Desmidiales, Closteriaceae.
ACAUGGCUUGUGCCGCGUUGGGUUGUGAACCAGAUGGGGUUUGCGUGAUUAGUACCAAUGGAGUUCGCUCUUGCAAAUGGAACUCACCCUGUGGCACAUGCCCCACUGGAGCCACUUGCAAGACUGUCCACACAUCUUUUAUUGAAGAGGCUGACGUGCCAUACUGCGAGUGCCCUAAGGGCUUUGGGAUGACCGCAACAGAAUGCAAGGAGGGGGCACCUGACCAAGUGGUCGCCAGCAGUAUCACACUCAUCCAGGACCGUAGUGCCAGCGGCACGGCGUCCAAGCCCUACACCUUCCGCUUAAAAAGUGGAUGCAAUCAAUACCCAAAGGAGGUGGCUGGGAACUACAAGACUUUGUACGCACUGGAGAACAUCGGUGGUACUAAGGGAUGUGCUAGCGUCGAGCUAUACACUGAUGAUUAUUGCAUCUGGGGAAUACGGACUUGUCGGGCAACAACCGGUGAUUCUAUGGCUGCGAGAGCAAAUAC